Messenger RNA from Misgurnus anguillicaudatus (oriental weatherfish), 3243 nucleotides. It is a transcript of the gene kctd1, whose product is annotated as potassium channel tetramerization domain containing 1. Gene Ontology annotation, molecular function: transcription corepressor activity; transcription factor binding. Gene Ontology annotation, cellular component: nucleus. Gene Ontology annotation, biological process: negative regulation of DNA-templated transcription; protein homooligomerization. NCBI's taxonomy places the organism in Eukaryota, Metazoa, Chordata, Actinopteri, Cypriniformes, Cobitidae. The record is from RefSeq and is a predicted model, not a curated record.
ACUCAUACACUGUCAGACUGCAAUAUGGCGAGAAUGCCUGGCAGCAGGGACCACUGCUGUAAUGAUGGACCGGACCCGAUGUCAGGGGAUCGAGAGAGGGGCGAAGGACGAGAGGAAGAGGAGGGAGAGAUCCAGGAGAUCCAGAUUACAGGGGAAGAGGGAGAAGUGUCAGAAGAAGAAGCCGAGUUAGAGUGGGAGGAGUGCGGGGAGCCCGAAAACUGCGCUACCGUGGAAACGGGAGAAGCGGUCCUUAUGCGGAAUACAGACCAGCACUGCGGGGACGAGCUGGAGUCCGUUGACCCGUUUUUUGCAGCUUUAAACUCGGAACCCGAGGGAGACAUGCAUCGCUCUCCUUUGGACCACUCCAGGCUCAGCGAGAACACGCGUUUGGCCACCCGAUACGCGGUGAGAAUCUUUAGGGAAUACCUGACUGAGAAGGCGCAAAGUACGGACUUUGAGAGCAUGGACAAGCACGCGCUCUGCAAAGUGCUGCGCUCUUUCUAUUCUGAAGCGCGCUCCAAAAGCGGACAGCUGUACAGCAAGUCCUCUCUCAUCAGCAUCCGGAGCUCGCUCAAUCGUUACCUGAACGAGCCCCCCUUUUGUCGCACGCUGGACCUCACCAAGGACCCCGAGCUGCGCAGUGCCAACCUCGCGCUCGCCGCGGUUAUACGUAAACUAGAAGAGCAGGGCGCCGGUCCCGUGGUGCAGAAGCAAGCCAUUACGCGCUCGGACCUGAGAAAACUCUACACUUCGGCCGUGUUCAGCGCAAGCUCGCCAUUCGGUCUUCUCAAUAAAGUCUGGUUCGAGACUUGUAUGUACUUCUGCACGAGGGGGCGGGAGAAUCAGCGCGAGCUGGAGGAGGACUCUUUCGGGCUGGCCAUGGAUGAAGACGGAAGAAAGUUUGUCUACUUUAAAGCUCUCGGGCCGUAUCACAAAUCUCGUUCAGCCACGUGGACUAAAAAAAGAUCCGAUACGGAUGACGACAACCUGCCCCGCAUGUAUGAGACCGGCACGGAGUUUUGUCCGUACGCGAGCUUCGUGAGGUACCUCUCUAAGCGCAAUCCUCUUUGUAAAGCAUUCUUCCAGCGCCCGCGGGAUCACUGCGGUGAGAGCGACACGACCUGGUACGAGAAUAAAGCUAUCGGUAAAAACCUGCUGGGCACGAGGAUGCAAAUGCUCUCGCGGGCCGCCAAACUGUCAAAGACGUAUACCAACCACUGCAUCGGCGCCGUCUCCAUAGCAACGCUCAACGGCAUUGCGGGCAUCGGGUCAAAGUUUGCGCCUCUCAGCGUCUCUCCGGAAACGGCCAACGGGACGUGCCUUUCGCAUCACUUGACCUGCACGCGGGAGUGCGAGGACGAGCCCGAGCUUGAGUUUAAACCUCAGAAAGUGAUCAAACGCCCGCGGCCGCUCGUCUAUCCUGUAAGCGUUUCAGGACCAGGGGCAUCGCCAAAAAGACUUUGCGCGCGCUCUGGCGUGGAGCGCGCGGGCACGCCGACCGUCACAGCGCGUGUUACCUCUCAUUGCGAAGCCAACGGAGAGAGCCCUCAUAUGCUUGUAUCACAGAAUCGCAGCAACAGUGUGGGCAUGUCAACCCGGCCUCUCUUGGCACAUUCGCCCGCCUCCCCCCUGGGCACAGCUGGCAUCCCCACACCGGCACAGCUCACGAAGGCCAAUGCGCCGGUGCAUAUCGACGUAGGGGGUCACAUGUAUACCAGCAGCCUGGCCACAUUAACCAAAUACCCAGAGUCCAGGAUUGGCCGGUUGUUUGAUGGCACAGAGCCCAUCGUAUUGGACAGCCUGAAGCAGCAUUAUUUUAUAGAUCGGGAUGGACACAUGUUCCGCUACAUAUUAAACUUCCUCAGGACCUCAAAACUGCUCAUCCCGGAUGACUUUAAAGACUACUCUCUGCUGUAUGAGGAGGCCCGGUAUUUCCAACUACAGCCACUACAAGCUGAGCUGGAGCGCUGGCGUUCUGAGCAGGACUCUAGGUACACAUCACGCAUGUGUGAGUGCGUGGUAGUACGCGUGGCCCCGGAGCUCGGAGAGAGGAUAACACUCAGUGGCGAUAAAGCCCUCAUCGAGGACAUCUUCCCGGAGAUAGGAGACGUCAUGUGCAACUCCGUCAACGCAGGCUGGAACCACGAUUCCACUCAUGUUAUCCGAUUCCCUCUCAAUGGAUACUGCCACCUUAACUCUGUACAGGUUUUGGAGCGACUGCAGCAGAGAGGUUUUGAGAUUGCUGCUUCCUGUGGAGGCGGUGUGGACUCAACCCAGUUCAGUGAGUACGUUCUGAGGAGAGAAGUCAAACGAAGCCACCGCGGGGUCACAACCUCCGUCAUUCGGAUCAAACAGGAACCGAUGGAUUAGCCACCCGCCCUGACAGAAAAAAUAAACUGCAUAUGGUAUUUUUACCUGAGUAUAAGGGAUGUUUCAGUUUUUUUAUGCUGUGGACUUCUUCAUGGUUACUCUCCAUAAAUAAACAGUUUUAAAAAAGAAACGUUUUGUUUAAAGUUCAAAUGGGAUUUUUUUCAAAUCUCUCCGGCUAUGCCGAGUAGUCUCCAAAUGAUUUACUUUGUGAUGGUUUGUUUUAAAACUUCAAGACUGCCAAGACUGCUCCUUUGCCAGAUUUGUCUUCAUGAUGACAGCUAGGAGGAAAGGAAGCUGAUGUUAGACUCCAUAUAUGACAUCCUGUAAAGAAUUUCAUCAGCCAUACUUAUUUAAUAACCUGUUUGAUGAAUCAUUUAUGUUGCUAAUCUUCAAGUGUUUCUCUCAUAAAUAUCGCAUCACACCAGAGAGGAAUAGCAGCUAUAAUGUAGCUCCUUGACACAUAAUUAGAGAAGUAUAUAUAAAAACAAACAACAGGUUAAACCACAGCAGUGACUUUUUUUAUUUUGGGGAUUUUAAGAUGAGCCUUGAUUAAGUCAAAAACAGCCAUGAAACCAAAUAAUUUAAGAUAUUGCAUUACAAAAAAAUAAUUUCUUUCCCAAACUGGGUUCUUAUUAUUUCAUUUUGGCAUUACAGGAGAUUUGUUCUAAUAGCAAAAUUGCCAAGCCAGUCAAGUGAAACAGUAACUUGUUUAUAACCUGGAGAAAAAGUUAUUUAAAUGUUACAGGAAAUUUUAGUUUUCAUCAUUUGUUUGGCUAUAAGUUGACAGUCUCUGGCUAUACACUUGAAACUGGUUUAUAAUCCAAGUUUGAGAAGAAUGUAAUGUGACAUUGUUAAUAAAAGUUUCUAAAAAUU